Aphis gossypii (cotton aphid) is the source of this 855-nucleotide messenger RNA. RefSeq lists its product as uncharacterized. The coding region runs from base 1 to 855 and encodes 284 amino acids. The record is from RefSeq and is a predicted model, not a curated record. The transcript has a single exon. Gene Ontology annotation, molecular function: protein dimerization activity. NCBI's taxonomy places the organism in Eukaryota, Metazoa, Arthropoda, Insecta, Hemiptera, Aphididae.
AUGUGUCAACUUGAAGUGGUAUUUUAUGCAAUUUUUUGGAAUGAUAUUUUAGAGAGGUUUGAUUUAACAAGCCAUCUUUUACAAGACCCAAAAAUAGUUCUUCAAACUGCUGUAAAUGCCCUUAAUUCUCUUUUAUCAUUUAUUCGAGAAAUACGAAAUAAAUAUGAAGAAUAUGAAGAAAAAGCAAAAGAAAUGUUAGGAUCAAAAGAUUAUGCGCAAAUUCAUAAUCGGAAAAAAAAUGUAAGACUAGGUUCAUUAAAUAGUAAUCAAACAGAAACAACCAAGUUAUCACCAAAAGAAAAAUUUAGAACAGAAAGCUUUAUUUCAGUAGUUGAUCAAUUGAUAGUAUCAUUAACCGAAAGAAUAAGUGCUUAUGAAACAAUUUGUCAACGUUUUGGUUUUUUAAAUAAAAUUCAAAACUUAGAAACUUCUGAGCUACAAUCUGCUGCAAAUUAUCUUGUUAGCAUUUAUCUUAAUGAUUUAGAAUCUUCACUUGGUAACGAAUUUAUACAGUUCGGUUCAUUUGUAAAAAUAUAUAUAGAAACACGUAAAGACAAUGAGCAGUGGGAAAUGUUUUUAUACAGAAUUAUUGAGGAAAAUAAUUUGCAGUGUACAUUUCCUAAUAUAGAAGUAGUGUUGCGAAUAUAUUUAGUUUUGAUGGUGUCCAACUGUAGUGGAGAACGAUCAUUUUCAAAAAUGAAGUUAAUAAAAAAUCGAUUACGAAAUUCGAUGACACAAAGACGACUAUCAGGACUUGCACUGUUAAGUAUCGAAAGUGACAUACUAAGAACAUUAGAUUUUUCUCAAGUAGUUGAAAAAUUUGCGGCAACAAAAUCUCGCAAAGUUAUAAUAUAA